Molecule: messenger RNA, 639 nt
Organism: Babesia microti strain RI
Lineage: Eukaryota; Apicomplexa; Aconoidasida; Piroplasmida; Babesiidae
Product: SNARE protein, putative (BET1)
Exons: 5
Coding region: 1-639 (212 amino acids)
Source: RefSeq, a predicted model, not a curated record
AUGGAUGUAGAUCUCGAGAAAUCGUUUGAUACGGCUGUAGAAAAUGCUAGACGCACUAUACGAAAGCUCAUGACAUUGCAACUUGGUCACUUUGAUUCAGACGUUUAUAACAAUCAACAAAUUGAAGAAGAGUUAGUAUCUGCAUCUACAGCUGUGCAGAAUGUAUCAAAUGUUAUGGCUAAUGCCCGUGUAGACUCUAGGAUAUCGAAGCCGAUCGUGGACAAGUGGCAAUCCAUCCUCGACGAGUUGGAAUCUAAGCUGAGGGGAGCAAUUAAUAGGCACACAUAUAAAAGUGCAAGGGAGGCUAUUUCUUCUACCAAUUCAUACUCUAAUCAGACAGGAUCCCAAUCUACAUUGCAAGCAACUGCAAAUGCCAUACAGGAGGCAGAAUUGGCUGAACUUGGAAUUUCAAUUGAAGGAAUAAAAUCACUCGCGUCCGCGGUAAACAAGGAGGUCUAUAGCCAAAAGGAUAUGUUGGCCAAUUUGGAUGAGAAAUUGAAUGUGAAUAGUUCAUUUUUAGAUUCUUUGGUUGAUCGCAUGGCUGGGUUUUUACGUACCAAGGAUCCAUCGCUUCUAAGACUUGUAUUCUAUCUUACCUGUCUUAGCUCAUUUCUAAUAUUCGUGUUGCUAAUCAUUUGA